GCGGCGACGGCGGGAGUUAAGCAGAGCGAGAAUUCUCUCAGCAAGGCGCAGGGCGAGGACGCCGCUGGCUGGCCACCCGGUCUUCUCUGCGCGGCUGCUGCUGGGAGUCGAGGAGAAAUUGGCAGAGCUGGCGGGAACUCCAGCUUCGACAUGCACAGCACUCGACUUGACAGCUUCCUGAGCCAGCUCCGCUGGGAAUUGUUGUGUGGUCGGGACACAGGCUCAUCCCCUAUGCCUGGCCCCUUGCAGCCACCAACUAAAACUGACCCUGGUGUGCAGCCUGGCCACCAACUUAGGGCCUCAGAUGCCUUGGAAGAGGACUCUGUCUGCUGUGUGGAAGAGGAAAAGGAGGAAGAAGUCUUGGUGGCAGAAGAUAGGGGUGCAGACUUGAGGGGCCCCAGGGAGCACACCCUGGACUGGGACUCUGGCUUCUCAGAAGUAUCAGGCAGCACAUGGCAAGAGGAAGAGCUGUCUGUACUCCGGCGCCCAGCAGUACCAGCACGACCCCCUCAAACCCAGCGCCUCUCAGUCAGUGGACUCCCCCUGCUUAACAGGGCACCUGUAGCCAGCAUACCACCUGUCCACCGUCCACGGCCCAAGUCUACUCCAGAUGCCUGCCUGGAGCACUGGCAGGGAUUGGAAGCAGAGGACUGGACAGCUGCUCUACUGAACAGGGGACGUAGUCGCCAGCCCCUGGUGCUGGGGGACAACUGUUUUGCUGACUUAAUUCACAACUGGAUGGAACUGCCUGAGGCAGCAAGUGAGAUGGGUGAUGGAGGCAUGCCCCGUGCCCGGGCUCGCCCCCCCCAGUUUUUGCUUAGUCUCUCUGAGCAGCUGCGGCGCAAGCUGGCGAGGGCUCGGCGGGCAGCUAUGGUGGGAAAGCGGUUGUCAUGCCCACCUCGCCCAGAACAUGAACUGCCUGCAGACCUAUCUCGCUUUGCAGCCCUCAUGAGCUGCCGAAGUCGCCAGCCCAUCAUCUACAAUGAUGUCAAUUAUCUUUGACCCUGCCUUCCAGCCUGGGACAAUAAAGGCCUUUUUCUAGA
Sciurus carolinensis (gray squirrel) is the source of this 1043-nucleotide messenger RNA. It is a transcript of the gene Inka1, whose product is annotated as inka box actin regulator 1. The transcript is spliced from 2 exons. Gene Ontology annotation, cellular component: nucleus. Gene Ontology annotation, molecular function: protein kinase binding; protein serine/threonine kinase inhibitor activity. Bases 151 to 1002 code for a protein of 283 amino acids. The record is from RefSeq and is a predicted model, not a curated record. Lineage: Eukaryota; Metazoa; Chordata; Mammalia; Rodentia; Sciuridae.